AGGUUCUGGCGCCGCGUGAGUCCCCCACUGGCGGCUCUGAAAAGCCAUCUUUGCAUUGUUCCUGGGUCCGGUUUCCUCUCGUCGCAACCACCUCCGCCGCGCUCCUCCGCCGCUGCGGACUCCGGCAGCUUUAUCGCCAGAGUCCCCGAACUCUCGCUUUCUCUUCAUCCCCCGCAUCGGAUCACCGACGUGCCCCACCAUGUCAGACGCAGCGGUGGACACCAGCUCCGAGAUCACCACCAAGGACUUAAAGGAGAAGAAGGAAGUUGUGGAUGAGGCAGAGAAUGGAAGAGACGCCCCUGCUAAUGGGAACGCUGAGAAUGAGGAAAAUGGGGAGCAGGAGGCUGACAAUGAGGUAGAUGAAGAAGAGGAAGAAGGUGGGGAGGAAGAGGAGGAGGAGGAAGAAGGUGAUGGUGAAGAAGAGGAUGGAGAUGAAGAUGAGGAAGCUGAGGCCACCACGGGCAAACGGGCAGCUGAAGAUGAUGAGGAUGAUGAUGUUGAUACCAAGAAGCAGAAGACUGAGGAGGAUGACUAGACAGCAAAAAAGGAAAAGUUAAACUUAAAAAAAAAAAAAAAAGGCCACCGUGACCUAUUCACCCUCCACUUCCCGUCUCAGAAUCUAAACGUGGUCACCUUCGAGUAGAGAGGCCUGCCCGCCCGCCCACCGCAGGCAGCGCCACCCGCAGAUGACAUGCGCUCUUCACUACCCAACCAAAACCAUGAGAAUUUGCAACAGGGGAGGAAAAAAACCAAAACUUCCAAGGCCCUGCUUUUUUUCUUAAAAGUACUUUAAAAAGGAAAUUUGUUUGUAUUUUUUAUUUACAUUUUAUAUUUUUGUACAUAUUGUUAGGGGUCAGCCAUUUUUAAUGAUCUCAGAUGACCAAACCAGCCUUCAGAGCGGUCUCUGUCCUACUUCUGACUCUGACUUUACUUGUGGUGUGACCAUGUUCAUUAUAAUCUCAAAGGAGAAAAAAAACCUUGUAAAAAAA
Messenger RNA from Otolemur garnettii (small-eared galago), 989 nucleotides. It is a transcript of the gene PTMA, whose product is annotated as prothymosin, alpha. Gene Ontology annotation, cellular component: nucleus. Gene Ontology annotation, molecular function: histone binding. Gene Ontology annotation, biological process: positive regulation of transcription by RNA polymerase II; negative regulation of apoptotic process. The transcript has 5 exons. The coding region runs from base 200 to 535 and encodes 111 amino acids. The record is from RefSeq and is a predicted model, not a curated record. NCBI's taxonomy places the organism in Eukaryota, Metazoa, Chordata, Mammalia, Primates, Galagidae.